CAAAAGAUGGCUGCCGUAAAUGACGGAAUAUUAGUCGUCACGUUAUGCUACUUCGUUUGACUUGUAGAGCCAAUGAUUGAAAUGAUUACUGCAUUCAUACACUAGAUGAAAAAGUUAGGCGAGUAACUGUGCAAUAUUGAGCUGAUUUGUGCCAUCGAAGCCUAGGAAACAGCACUAAAUGGAAAGUCCGAUGGACACGCCAUCUACCGGCGAUAGUUCCGGCGAAGCACCGCCUGCAAAAAGCUCAAAGCUAGACAGUUUGGUAAAAAGAUUGGCAACUGAAAGAUCAGAUUCUCCAGUUCCUUCUCCUAAAUCUGCAGAUGCAACUGCUAGCAGAAGUGGGGCAUCAAGAAGAAAAGCUAAGGUGACUCACAAACACAUUGAGGAUGAAGAUGCUCUGCCAGAUAGUGAGCCAUUUGCUCCCCCAGAAGAUGGUGCUGCAGAGAUAACCAGCCCGGUCCAAAGUAGAGAGAAUUCCACCCCUGCAAGCCCAGAGCCUGGCCCCAGCACAAGAGAGGAUAAUAUAGAUGUGGACGAGUCUGGCAAUCUGAUUUUGCCUGAGGGCACUGUAGUUGUUCAACCAGAAGCUGUCGAUGAUAAAGACGCCUUCAAAGGACCAGAAUUCCGAGGCUCUGGACGCAAGAAACAGGAAGUCUCCACAUUGCCUAUAUGUGGUGGAUUUGCAGUGACCCAGUCUAUAUUCUGUACAGCAUGCAACAAGCAGAUUAACCCUAAUGGUGCUGGUAACAUCAAGAGACACCCUGUAUUGAAGGUUCUUGUCUGCAAGAGAUGCUAUAACUGGUACACAAGUGCUGAGAUAGACCAGGACAGUGAUGGGAUGGAUGAGCAGUGUCGCUGGUGUGGAGAGGGAGGAAACCUGCUUUGCUGUGACACGUGUAGUAAUGCCUUCUGCAAGGGAUGCAUCAAACGCAACUUGGGAAGAGCUGAAUUAUCAGCUCUAAUGGACUUAGAUGACAAAGAGAAGUGGAAGUGCUAUGUCUGUAAUCCUAUCCCAUUGGCUGGCCUCAUCAAGAAAUGUGACGAGAUCCUGAAAGAAUUCACAAAGUACCACAUGGAGCAGGAACGUAAACGAGCUGCAUCAGCUCAGGUCCACGAAGUAAAGAAGAAGCCUCUUCCUGGUAAACCUUCACCUGUACCUAAUAGGCCACCUGGUCGUGUUCAAACUGGGAACUUGAAGGUUGUUUCAGGCCCCAGGCAAGUCAUUAUGGCCAACCAGGCUACUAGAGGUGGUAUGCAACCGCAGCGUGGUGGAAUCCGUCCUGGAAUGCCACAGAGAGGAGGUAUCCAACAAAGAAAUUUUUCUCCUCGACAACAACAGCAGCAGCAACGUCCUACAGGGCAGGUUAGACCAGGACAGGUUAGACCAGGACAGAAUAUACCACCUGGCCAAAUUAGACGUGUCAAUAACAUGCCUGCAACCAGCAUGGUAACGCCAUUUAGAAUAAAUGAAAGCAAUUUGGGAAUCUCCUUAGAGAAAUUCCUAGCAGCUACCCAAUCUAUGAUGAUGCUGCUCCAGAGUCUUAAAAAUGACUACAAUGGUACCAAAAUCGCUAAAUCAGAGGUUGUGAAUCGAUUACGUCGUGCUCUUGCCUCAUAUAAGGAAAAUAUCCGUCUUAUUGAAACCUGCCAAGUGAAGCCGGCAAUGAGGAAUAAACAAGGACAACCAGUAGGAGUUAACAAGCAGACUUUUACAGUUGGGAAUAAACAGUUCCAGUCAAUUCCAGGGACUAGACAGGUCGUUACAACUGGAGCAGGACGAGGAGGUAGAACUGGUCGACCCACAGUAAGGUCAAAUGUACAGAAAGUUGCUCCAGCAAAACCAAUACGGCCAGCGGGUGAAGUGAUCAGUGAAUCUCACCGUUUAGAUGGAUCUUAUCUGAUUGUUAGUAAUGGUAAAGGAGGCACCGUUGAGGUCAAAGUUGAUGAGAAUACAUUGCAGAAUCUUGCGGCAAUUACAAGUGCCGCAGCCAAAGAUCAGCAACGGGAAGCAACAAAGCCAAAACCUGCCAGUGAUCCUGAUGAAAUCAUCAUCCUUGAAUCAGAUGAAGAAGACGAACCCAAAAAGGCUAAAGCCUCCCCUAGUGAGGUUGGAGAUGGUGAUGCAAAGAUGACCAAUGGGACAAAAGGUGGAGAAGAUGACACCAAGAAAAACUCUGAAGAUGAUGUUGUCACAAACGAUGAUGACGAUGAUGGAGAUGACAAUGAGAAGAACAAAAAAGAUGGAAAUAAAUGGAAAAUGAAGCUUAAUUUUGGUACCAAAAGGAAACGUGAAAGUGGAUCAUCAAGUGAAUCUGACACCAAAGAUAACACUAAAGAGGACAGCGAUGAGGAAGAGGCAGAAUCAAUGAGAAAAGUUCGUCCGGGACCAAAAAGUUUUAAACUAAGAAAUAAGAACUCUCCAAUGAAAAAGGCUACUUCUGCCAAACAGGCUGUUCUGAAUAAGGAACACGAAAAUACAGAAACAGUAAAAGAAGAACCCAAAGAUGAGGCAAAAGAUGAAGAGAUGAAAGAAGAAAAAGAUAUCUCUGAUGUUAAAGAGGAAGAUGAUGCUGUAAAUGAUACCACCGAAAAUGAAGAAGUGAAAGAUAUCACAGAAGAUACACAUGAAGAAGUUAAACAAGAAGGUGACACAAUGGAAGAUGACCCUAGUGAAGUAUUAGAAGAAAGUGAAGAACAUAAAGAAAAUGGUCACAAUGUGGAAGAAAAUGCUGAUGAUGUAGAUAUGAUUGAUGAUUCAGAAGAUACACAUGAAACAAUAAAAGAGAAAGUCAAAGAGAAAAUGGAGGAUGAGUUAGGACAGGCUGAUUAUGUAGAUGGUACAAAUGAUCAUAUGACUUUACUAUGGACCCCAGAUGAUAUAAGCAGUGAUCAUAAAGGUAUUAAUAGUGGACAAGGGCCAUCAUCAGAUUAUUUAGAUGGAGUAAAUGACAAUGUCACAAUUAUAGCCAAUCCUAUAGAUACUCAAAAAGAACUGUUUACAUCAUCAGAAGAUGAAUCUGAAAGUAGUGGAAGUAUAAAUAAAGUUAUUACUGGAAUAACAGUUAAUUAUGACAAUAGUCAACAAUCAUCUAGUGAUCCAGAGAGUGAUAAAGAAAGCAUAAAAGAAAAUGGAAUUAGUACUGAGGACUCAAGUAAAGAGGAUGAAGAAAACACAAAAACUAACCAUGAUAGUGAAAGGGAAAAUAUUGACAAUGGAAAUGAAAAUAAUGACAGUGGAAAAGAAAAAAAUAAUGACAAUGAAAGUAAAAUAUCUGACAGUGAAAACACUACACCUGGUGCUGAGCAAACAUGUGAAUCUGAAAGUAAAACUGAAAAAGAACAAUCUGAUAUGAAAGAAUCAACUGAACCAAAAGUCACGAAAGAACUUGAUAAUAAUGAUGACAGUGAUACUAUGGAUCAGGAUAUUAAAUCUGUAAAAGAUGAUAUCAAAGAUGAUGAUGAUAAUGAGAAAAGUGAAAAACCUCAAAAGGUUUGGAAGGAGGUUAAUAUACAAGAUGACAGUAGUAGCAGUGAUGAUGAUGAUGAUGUUACCCCUACCCCUGUCAAAGCUUUCUUCAAGCAAUUUAAAUCCACCCCUGAAGAAGAGGAAACAGUUGAUGCGGGAAAGGUUGAGGUACAAGAUGACCCUGACAACUACAGAAUUGAAAUGGAUGAUUCCGAUGCUAAUGAUGACACUGAAAUGAUGGACACUAGUGUUGUCAAUUUAGAAUCUGAUCAGUUAAAUGAAGAUGAAAGUUUAAAUGUCGAUAACCCUGAUAACUACAGAGUUGAUAUUGAUUUAGAAGAGGAAAUCGAACCUAAGAAAACACCACCAAAGAAAAAAUGUGGUCCGAAAUCUAAGCGUAAAAAAGUUGAUAGCGAGUCUGAUGAUGAGAAUGAUGAUCGUACUUUGGAAGAUGUAGAAGCACAGAAAGAGCUCUUAAAAGAGAUGCUUGAUUCUGAGUCCGAGUCCGACUCUGAGUUUGAGUUCUCUGACUCUAGUGAAGAUGGAGUUGAUAAAUCUUCAGGUGAUGAAUUCAAACCUCAGAACAGCUCAACGUCCAAGAAUUCAAAGAAACUUAAAGGAAAGGAUAGGUCCAAAUUGAAAGAUGGCAAGAAAUCUCUAAGAAAGCGACACAAAAGUUCAGAUAAAAAUGACAGUAGCCGUGAUAAAAUAUCUGAGAAAAGGCGACGGAGAAGUUCAAAUUCUGAGAAACACAACAGUGGUAAAGACAAGUCCAUUAAAAAGCCAAUAAGACCUUUAAGUAAACAAAAGGAUAAAUUAAAACUACCUGCUAAAGUGGUUCUUGUUCCUAUAACAGACAGUGAUAUCUCUGAUUGGUCGAGGGGAGUUAGCCCAAAUAGAUCAAAACCAAAACCAAAAAGUCACCAAAAGUUGAAGAAACCACGUCGUGAAUCCUCAUCAUCCAAUCACGAUUCUGAUUUAGAGGAUGAGAUAGAACGCCUAUCUAAGAUGCCAGCUAAAAAGGGUAAAAGUCGGCAAAAGAAAAGUGAUGGAAUGGAAAAAUCAAAAAAAGAAUCCUCAAAAAAAGAAAAAGUUAAAAGAUUACCUGGCAAGAAGAAAAAGAAGAAAGAAGAGAGUUCAGACUCUAGCAGUAGCUCAACAAGUGAAGAAGACGAAGUCAGCCUCAGUGACUCAGAAGACAGAUCUGAUGUUGAUAUGAAAAAGUUGAAAUCUAAAGUGCCAUCUGAUGACGAGAAUGCAAGAGCCAAGAGAGCCAUGCUUGCAGAGAUGAAUGAUAGUGAUACAGAGGAAGACUCGGACACUGUUGAUGAAGAUGCCACAUCCGAUUCAGAUAUCAAAAAAGUUAAGAAGAAAUCUGCAACUAAAGACUCGAGUAAUACAAUGUCAGAUUCAGAUGAUUCUAUAGGAAAGCCCAAGAAAAAAGCGCCAUAUCAAGACCCCUUACUCCGACAGGGUCUCUCCAGUUCUGAUUCGGAUUCCGACUUUAUGGCUACACCUGUGAAGAAAAAUCGUAAAAGGACCAAACGAUCCAGUUCCUCUGAUUCAGAUGAACUAAACGAAACUGAAAGUGAGAGUGACAGUGAUUUCAAAACAAAGAAGCCAAGCAGAAAGAAGAAAAGGACAUCGACAUCUGAUAGUGACUCUGAAGAAGACACCAAGAAGAAAAAGAAAGGAAAGGGCAAGGGGAAAGGGAAAAAGAAAAAGCGACGACGGAUAAAGCGAAUGAAGAACUCCAGUGAUUCUGAUAGCAGCAGUAGUGAUAGAGACAAGGGGAGCUCAGAUGAAUCUGGCUCUGGUUCGGACAUUCCAGGGAGUGCCAAGAAAAGAAAGAAGAUCCGUAAACUUCUGAAGAACAAGAGUCUGAAGGAUGAGACAAAGAAUGCCCUGAAGGAAGAACAGGACAGGAGAGAGAGGAUAAAACUUAAACAGAGUAGGUACAAUAGAGUGACCCAGAUAGAAGAUUCCAGCUCCCCAACCAAGUGCCCAAUCACAACUGAAUUAAUCCUUGAGAAGGAUGAGGAAGAUGAUAAGGUCUUAGUUAAGGUGGACAAAACUCUGGUCAGGUGUCUGAAACCACAUCAGGUUGAAGCUGUUCAAUUCAUCUAUGACUGUACAGUGGAAAAUGUGAAACGUCUGAAAAAAGAGGAAGGAUCUGGCUGCAUCUUAGCUCACUGUAUGGGUCUUGGCAAAACUUUAUCUACUGUUACAUUCGUCCACACAAUGCUUACUACAAAGAUCGCCAAACAGCGGACCUGUCUGGUUGUUUGUCCCCUCAACACUGUCCUGAACUGGGUGAAUGAGUUCGAAAUUUGGAUAACAGAAAAACUGGAUGAGAAAAAACACUUAGAUAUUUAUGAGCUCUCCACCAUCAAGAAUGCCACAGAGCGUGCUGACUACCUCGAACAGUGGAUGGAAGGGGGUGGAGUUAUGGUCAUUGGUUAUGAAAUGUUUAGAAAUCUUGCCAGUGGAAAGAAUAUCAAAAAGAAAAAAGUUAAAGAAAGUUUUGCAAAGUCUUUACUCAAUCCAGGUCCAGAUAUUGUUGUAUGUGAUGAAGGCCACAUCUUAAAGAAUGCAGAUACAGCAGUCUCCAAGGUAAUGAACCAGAUGAAGACAAGACGGAGAGUCAUCCUUACUGGAACCCCUCUACAGAACAAUCUCAUUGAAUACCAUUGCAUGGUGGAUUUUGUAAAACCUAACCUGCUUGGUACAAAGAAAGAGUUCAGCAAUAGGUUCGUCAACCCUAUAGCCAAUGGUCAGUGUGCCGACUCCAGUAGUUAUGACGUGAAACUCAUGAAGAAACGUGCCCAUAUAUUACAUGAGAUGUUAGAUGGCUGCGUACAGAGAAAAGACUACAGUGCCCUAGUGAAGUACCUACCUCCUAAGUUGGAGUAUGUCGUAUCAAUACGUCUCUCCCCUGUACAGAUAAAGAUGUAUAGACAAUACCUUGAUAUGAAUGUAGACCCCACACAAGAUAAGGUGAAAGGUGCAAGGCUUUUUGCUGACUACCAACAGUUGAUGAGGAUCUGGACUCACCCUUAUGUACUCAAAUUACAUGAAGUUCGAGAGGAAAACAAGAGACAGUUUGAUGAUGAAGAUUCCUUUCUUGGUAGUGAGAACGAUUAUGACAGCAACUCAUCAUUCAUUGACAAUGACAGUGAGAUAUCUCUAGUCUCUGAUAAAAGUGACGAUGACAUACUCUGUUUAAGUUCUGAUGAUGAUGGUCCCAAAAAAGGAAGGAAAACAAGAGCUCAGAGAAAGGAGGCCAAUGAGAAGAAAGCUCGUAAUGACAAAGAUGAAGUGGUGAAUAAAUGGAAAUCUAGCACCCGUGGUGGGGAAGGAAGUGGGAGGAACUCAGUCGUGCCUGAAGAUGAAGAUUCAAAUCUGCCAAUCAGCAGAGAGUGGUGGGGGUCACAUGUCUCAGAGGAGGAUCGUUAUAAAGUAGAGCUCAGUGGGAAGAUACAUCUACUGUUUGAAGUCCUAAAAGCAUCCGAGGAAAUUGGCGAUAAAGUGCUUGUGUUUAGUCAAAGUCUGCUAUCUCUUGAUAUAAUCGAAGAUUUCUUAGCACAUGCUGAGGAGGCCAUGGCCUCGCAGAACAAAGAAGAGGAUAAUCUAAAGAAGAUGGCAGGCUUGGGCCAGUGGUCAAAGGGUGUAGAUUAUUUCCGCAUGGAUGGCUCCAGUAAUGCCCAGCAAAGGAAGAGAUCGGCUGAAGAAUUCAAUGACCCAGAAAACUAUAGGUCAAGACUGUUCCUGAUCUCAACAAAAGCUGGUUCUCUUGGGACAAAUCUGAUUGGUGCAAACCGUGUGAUCCUUUUUGACGCAUCGUGGAAUCCAUCACAUGAUAUUCAGUCUAUAUUCCGUGUAUUUAGAUUUGGACAGGAAAAACCUGUUUAUAUCUACAGAUUCCUUGCUCAGGGUACUAUGGAAGAGAAGAUUUAUGAGCGUCAAGUGACCAAGCAAUCUCUAGCCCAGCGUGUAGUCGAUGAGCAUCAGAUAGAUCGUCAUUUCACAGCACGGGAUCUCAAGGAACUCUACAAUUUUACUCCAGAUAUACUUGAAGAAGGCAAAGAAAAGCCUAUUCCUAUUCUUCCAAAGGACAUGCUAUUGGCUGACCUACUAAAGUCCCAAGAAGACUGGAUUGUUAAAUACCACGAACACGACUCAUUGUUAGAGAAUAAAAUAGAUGAAGGAUUGACGGAAGAGGAGCGUAAAGCAGCCUGGGAUGAGUUUGAAAAUGAAAAGAAGAGAGGAGUCAUGACCCACUCCAGACCAAAUGGUAUGGCCCAGCCAGGACUUGGCCUAAAUCCAGCAUACAACCAUCUUGUCAACAACUCCGCCAUGAACUAUAACCCCAUGUAUCAACAGGCACCUGGUGGUAUUGGAGGUGGGGUCUCAUACCCCAACCUUAUGGGGAUAGCAAAGAUGAUCCUUCAAAGGAACCCUGGUAUAUCUCAACCUGACCUCCAAGACCGUAUUCAGCAAGUUGUCCGCACACAGCUUGCAAACCAACAACACCAAGCACAACUGUUUUUGCAACAGCAGCAAAGAAGACAGAUGGAAGAGAACAUGAGGAUGGACAGGCUAAGGAUGGAGGCUCAGUACAGAGCUAGAACAGGAGCUGCCCCAGAAUCUGCCUCCUCUGCCCUACAGAAUCUACUGACCAACCAGAGGAAAUAGUGCACAUUAUGAGAGGAACUAGUGCACAUUAUUAGAGGAAUAAGUGCUUAGGAGAGGAAAUAGUGCAAAUUAGAAGAGGCAAUUCAAGUUUUUUACAAAAUCAAGAUGAACAUUCUUAACAUGUCCACAUGUUAAUAAACUCCUCAUUAUGACAUGUUAAUGAAAACUACAUGCAGUGUUAACUAAAAGCUCAUGGCAUAAGGAACACAACAUGCAAUGUUAAUGAAUAGUUCAUGACAUGUUAAUGAACACUACAUGCAAUGUUAAUGAAAAGUUCAUGACGUGUUAAUUAACACUGCAUGUAAUGUAAAUGGACAUUCUUGCGACAUGUUAAUGGAUAAUUCAUAAUGUCAUGUUAAUGAACACUUUAUGACAUGCUAAUUAAACAUGGGAUGUUGAUUAACACAACUUGAUGUGUCGAUGGACUCUUCACACAACUUGACAAAUGC
This is a messenger RNA of Owenia fusiformis, 8610 nucleotides long. Lineage: Eukaryota; Metazoa; Annelida; Polychaeta; Sabellida; Oweniidae. The record is from the annotation of a GenBank genome assembly.